CCGGGAUAACGGCUGCGCGAAUCUCCCCUGCCAGAACGGCGCCACCUGCCAGCCCAUCUUCGAGGAGGAUCUCACCUGCGAGGGCCACGACUGUCUAAUAGGACCGAGGGCCAAGCGCCGAAGCCUAAAGAGACGCAAGAACCGCAGGAGCAAUCCCGACCUCAACAUCAUCAAGUGCAAGGGUAGCCAGUGUAAUGUCCUCGACAGGCCCGGGCAUCGCGAUCACAACAACAACAAUAGUAACAAUCCAAGAAAAAUGUGUCUCGGUCCGGGCUGCGAUUACGAAUACGAUUUAGAUUACGACGAAAGCUACGAGCACCAGGGUUACGAGGCUGCCGAUUUGGAAUAUCAGUGCAUCUGUCCGCCGCAAUAUACAGGAAAAAAUUGCCAAGAUUCGCUUGAUCCUUGUAUGAGCGAACCCUGCCAUCAUAGCGCGACUUGUGACAUUUUACCCGAAGGUGGUUACGUAUGCAAGUGCCGACCCGGACGGACUGGAGUGCAUUGUGAAACGGUGGACUCGGAAUUGACGGAGUUCCUUGUACCGGAAUUAUCGGGCGACGGCUACCUGGAGCUCCCCUGCCUCGAGGGCGUCGGCCGCACCUUCUCCAUCGAGCUCUGGUUCCUGACGCGUGCGAGUGACGGCCUUCUCCUUUACAAUGGCCAGCUGAGCAACGGCAGGGGUGACUUCAUCAGCCUGAACCUCGUUCAGGGCAGACUAGAGUUCCGCUUCAACCUCGGCAGCGGCAUCGCCAACAUCACCUCGCCGGAUCUCGUGACCCUCGACACCUGGCACAGCGUCCGCAUAAGCCGACUCGGACGCGAAGGUCUCCUCAGGCUAGACAACGGCACCGUCGCCCGAGGAUUUUCCGGUAAUCCGCUCACCGAGCUCAACCUCGAGAUGCCACUCUACAUCGGCGGUGUCAAGCACUGGCACGAAAUGCAUCGACUGGCUGGUGCGACUUCGGGUCUUUUCGGAGCCAUCCAGCGACUCAUGGUGAAUGAGAAAACUUACCAAAACCUCGCCCUUAACUUCUCAAUACCACAGCACAAUACCGAUAUCUACGAUGGCUUACCCUGUCCAAUCAAUUCCAAUCCCUGCAGAAACGGCGGAGUCUGUUUCCCCUUGCUCAACAGCUUCUUCUGCAAAUGCGCGGAUGGCUAUGACGGCAUCAAGUGCGAAUUCUCCACAGGUGGAGAGAAUUCCGAACAGGCGGUCAGAUUUAACGGAGAGAAUUAUUUGCAAUUUAAACAUCGCUUCGGCAGAAGUCCUAACACUACUAAUGCCACAAUCGGUGAUUACAUCGAUGAGUCCUACACUGACUACGACACGGAAGACGACGCCUAUUACGAUUAUCAGAAUUACGACUAUAGUGAGAGGAGAGAGCAGCAAUCGAAUAAAUUCGAAUUGAGAUUGAGGACGACUCAUCCGGAAGGUGUUAUCGCAUGGAUCGGCCGGGGAAAAUUGGAGCAUCUGAUGCUGUCGCUGCACGAAGGUUACGUCAUGCUAUCCUACCGAGGCAAAAGAGAUGAGUUUACCAUCAGGAGUAAGGAGCGCAUCGACGACGGCUUCUUUCAUCGCAUCCGGGCGAUUCGCCGACGACGCUCGAUACUCCUGCAGAUCGAUGAACAGUCGCCGGUGAAGCUUGCGAGCGAGAGUGGACCCUUGACGACAAACGGGAAGCUCUUCGUCGGGGGUAGACCCGGGCACAGGGGCCUCAAGGCCUGCGUGCGCGACUUCGUCGUCGACAAGCGCAUCAUCGAUUUGGCGAGGCGAAAAAUCCAGCUUUGCCACGAGAACGACGUCUGAUAGUGCGGCGAGUGUGCGAUAUCCAAACAUAACCUCUAAAGUUGAGAAGUGCCCGGCCGAUCCUGAACUAUGAUCGUUGUACAGAACAGCAUGCAUCAUUACGUUUAUACGUUUGUUUACUUGUUUUCUUGGCGA
Ceratosolen solmsi marchali is the source of this 1942-nucleotide messenger RNA. RefSeq names its product agrin-like. NCBI's taxonomy places the organism in Eukaryota, Metazoa, Arthropoda, Insecta, Hymenoptera, Agaonidae. Gene Ontology annotation, molecular function: calcium ion binding. The transcript is spliced from 8 exons. The coding region runs from base 257 to 1807 and encodes 516 amino acids. The record is from RefSeq and is a predicted model, not a curated record.